This is a messenger RNA of Sclerotinia sclerotiorum 1980 UF-70, 2052 nucleotides long. RefSeq lists its product as hypothetical. The transcript is spliced from 2 exons. Bases 1 to 2052 code for a protein of 683 amino acids. Gene Ontology annotation, biological process: fungal-type cell wall biogenesis; carbohydrate catabolic process. The record is from RefSeq and is a predicted model, not a curated record. Lineage: Eukaryota; Fungi; Ascomycota; Leotiomycetes; Helotiales; Sclerotiniaceae. Gene Ontology annotation, molecular function: mannan endo-1,6-alpha-mannosidase activity.
AUGAUUUCCAACAGAUUAUUGGCAAGCGUUGUCCUCGCCCUUUCUGUCUCUCAAUCCGUAUCCGGCCUUACACUUGAUACUUCGGAUCCAACUUCAAUCAAAAAUGCAGCAGGCACAAUUGCAUAUGGUCUUAUGAAGUAUUAUACCGGCAAUGUCACCAACACCCCGGAAACUAUCGCCGUCCUACCAGCACCCUAUUACUGGUGGGAGGCCGGAGCAAUGUGGGGAACCAUGCUCGACUAUUACCACUAUACCGGGGAUUCUUCAUAUAAUGAAGUUACCACACAAGCCUUGGCAUCUCAAGUUGGUCCACUCUUUGAUUACAUGAUGCCAAAUCACCAAAAGGAUGAAGGAAAUGAUGAUCAAGCCUUUUGGGGAAUGUCUACCAUGUCUGCUGCAGAGAAGAAUUUCCCGGAACCUUCCAACACUGGUGGAUUUACUUGGGUACAACUGACCGAAAACCUUUGGAAUACCCAAGCUGCCCGUUGGGAUACUUCGGCAUGUGGCGGUGGACUGAAGUGGCAAAUAUUCUCAUUCAACAAUGGUUAUACUUACAAGAACUCCGUUUCUAAUGGAGCCUUUUUUCAACUUUCUGCACGCCUUGCACGAUAUACCGGAAAUCAAACAUACGCCGACUGGGCAGAAAAAGUUUUUGAUUGGACUACCAAGAUCGGAUUUAUUGAUUCAGACUUCAAUACUUUCGACGGUGCUGAUGAAUCCACAGGUUGCACCAAUCCGAACAAAAUCACAUGGAGCUACAACAAUGCUCUUUACUUGUAUGGAGCCGCCGUCAUGUAUAAUUUCACCACUGACUCUGCAUGGCAAUCACGAACUCAAAGCUUAUUACAGGCCUCUAGUCACUUCUUCACAUCGGAAAGUAUCAUGUACGAACUGGCAUGCGAGACAGUCAACACCUGCAACAAUGAUCAAUAUUCAUUCAAAGCCUAUCUCUCACGCUUCAUGUGGGCAACGACUCAAAUGGCACCCUUCACCAAGAACACAAUCACGACAUAUCUUACAAAAUCAGCAUCAGCAGCAGCAGGUAUUUGUACUGGGGAUGCGAAUGCUUGUGGUACAAAAUGGUAUACAGGGUCAUUCGAUGGAAUAGUUGGUCCCGGACAACAAAUGACUGCCCUUGAGGUUAUUCAAGGAUUAUUGAUCUCUUCCGCUCCGCCGCCAGUUGUCAAAGGCGAAGCACUUGUCCAAUCAGCAUCUUCUUCGACAUCUUCUUCGACAUCAUCAGCCAUUACAAGCACUACCAGCACAUCCCCAGUUUCAAGUUCCAGCAGUGAGUCUACCACUGCCAGCGCUAGCAGCGCUGCAAGCACUUAUUCUUCAUCAGACGUCGCCGUAACGUAUACCUCCAUCGAAAGUGCCACAGUUCCAUCCAUGACUAGCUCUUCUUUUACGGUACUUCCUUCCCCUGAAGCUUCAUUCUCUACCGCACAACCUUCCCCUACACCCUCGGAAGAGGAACAAUCCUCUUCUUCUAUGGUAAUCCCUUCGCCCGAAGUUUCAUCCUCUAUCGCAAAGCCUUCUCCCACACCCUCAGAAGAGGUACGAUCUUCCACUGCAAUUAUCUCAUCUACUGCACAAUCUUUGUCUGAAUUAACAUCUGCUUCCCCUGCUCUCACAACAUCUGCACCUAUUUUCGACACAACUACCACGAUCAAAAUCCUCCACAGCACAACUGUAUCUUGCAACACCUCUGUAUAUACCAACUCCACUGGUUGGUUUACGCCAUCAUCAUUUCUAUCUAGCCGUCUUACGACUGCUUCACCGACCCCUGCUACUGUUACAAGUGCUUCGGCUGCAUCUUCACCUGUGUCACCCGUAUCUUCAACCGCAUUACUGAUCGAUACUUCUAUACAGCCGAUGCCUAUCGCUUCGGGAACUGUUUCGAAAGGAACUGCGAGUUCACCAACUACCGCUUCCUCUUCCGCUUCGGCUAUUAAGGCUACGGUUACGGCUGCUGCGGAGAAGGGUAUGAGGGUCUCAGGAUCAGGGCUGCUGGCUGCUGUACUUGGUGCCGGACUGCCAUGGGUUUUGUAG